This is a messenger RNA of Monopterus albus (swamp eel), 1799 nucleotides long. RefSeq lists its product as uncharacterized. Gene Ontology annotation, cellular component: nucleus; nuclear membrane. The record is from RefSeq and is a predicted model, not a curated record. The transcript has 6 exons. Gene Ontology annotation, biological process: nuclear protein quality control by the ubiquitin-proteasome system; proteasome localization. NCBI's taxonomy places the organism in Eukaryota, Metazoa, Chordata, Actinopteri, Synbranchiformes, Synbranchidae. Gene Ontology annotation, molecular function: proteasome binding. The coding region runs from base 327 to 1121 and encodes 264 amino acids.
CGCAGCAACAUGUGUCGCGCGCCUUUAACUGUGUUGUGGUGGGGCAAACAAAAGUUAGUAGUUUCUGCUCAUCUCCUUUUCGGAAUAUUUGGCGAGUGAGAGGAUUGACUAUUGUAACGCUGGGUUAAAACCAGACAGCUUUGACCUUGUAGUGGAUGGUCGAUAAUUGUGCUGGUGUCUCUGAAUGUGCGCCUCACUUUUAUCAGCUGAAGCUGACUACAAAUUAUUGGUGGGCAACCCGUGGGGUUUAAAGUUCAGCUAACACUAGUGUCACUGGCUGCUAGCAGGUAGUUAGCUCCUUACCUCAACCGAUUAGUUUGGUCACAAUGGCAGCUGUGUGCCCGCCACGACGUGCCUUGGUGGAAAUACCCGCUCCUCAGCCCAAAAUCGCAGCUCGAAUGAGGAGGUCUUACCUAGAAAUUCUAAGUGCCCGUUUGGCUCCAUCUCCACUUCUAAGGGAGAGAAGCACAGCUGCAAACACGAAGCGUGUACAGUCAUCGGAUUUGUCCAUUGGUGGUGUGUGGAGUGGGAGAACGGAGGAGCACUGUGAUAAGAUGGAUGAGCACCAUACUCCACUCUCCAAACAGCAACUUGUACAGCUAAUCAGAUCCCUCAUCUUAGUUGAACAGAGCCAAGAGCCUAGGAGCCAGGCCUCAGACCUGAAGUAUCUGCAAGAGGACUUGCAGCUAAAAAAGGCAAAUGUUUACAGGUCCAUCCCCUACUCACGGUUUGGCUCCAACAGGGAUGCUCACUGCUACAGAAAGGCGUAUCCUCACCUAGUGGCAUUCAAAGUUUCGUGUCAGGAGUGGGGCCAAGUUCUUCUGAGGAACAAAGAGUGGGAUGCUGUGUUGGAACACACACUGAUGGCAUGGCGAUACACCAGUGAGUUGCCGCAGUGGGAUACAGCCAACCAUAAUGCUCUCCGAGAACAGUGUUACAGCAUUCUGGCAGCUCACAGCCUCUCUGCUCUCCAGCACUACCACCCUGAACCCAACCGCGGACGUGAGCUGCUCAGAAGGUUGAGGAUGGCUAAGCUGCAGAGCCUGUCAAUUGUGCCCUGUAUUCAGGAGCUGCACAGGAUUAUGGGACAUGCCAAUGAGUUGUUCAUGAACACAAAAUAAUACAAGGAACGAGAUGUAACCGGUUGGCUACAUCCCAGUGAAAAGUGGGUUUUAGCCAUGCAAUGAUUUGCAUGGUAAGGGGCCAGAAAUGCUUGUAGUGUUUUUUGGAAAACCGCUCCAGUGUUCUUCUGAAGGGCAUAGUAAAACCUGGGAAUGCAGUAAGUGCCAGAUAAAGCAGGUUUCAGUAGGAGACAAAAGCAACCUUCUAAAUGGUUGAAAAUGCAAUAAAACUUUAUUUAAUCACACCACUUUUUUUUUUUUUUUUUCCAUCAACUGGAAAGUAUUACAAGUAGCGUAUCAUCUGUUGCAUGGCACACCCCCGUGUGGUUAGCUAAUGUAACUUUAGGUUAAUACUUUAUCUAACAGCCUUAUUACAAAAAACAAGUUUUCUUUUUAGAGGAGUAUUAACAUUAUGAGAUGUUGCAUUAGUUGGUUCUAGCAUCAAUGUAUUGUGUCUUUUUAGAGCUCUGUAUAGGUAAACUUGGUCUUGUUACUUUAUAUGGAUGUUGAAAUAUGUUUACGAUACUUGAAACUGUGGCCUUAUCCAUGUUUGGCUGUACUUGUUUUAUAUGUAUAGCUUGUUUCUCACUGAUUGCACUGUUGUGGUUUGUCCUGAAAACUUGAAAAUUUUUGAUAAAACAAACCCCUAAUUUAAAUAAAGUUCCUUUGUACUGCAAA